CUGGUAUUUUUUGGAGCCUCCAUCCUGGUUCUUCCAAAGUGCCCGGACCCAAAACAGGAAGCAACGCUUCUCCGGUGUUUGGGGGCUGAGACUCGCCCAGGCUGGGGAAAUCGGGAUUGCUGGCCGAACCGUCUCUGUCAGCAGGAAUCUCUCGAAAGGAGUCCUCACCGGGCGGAAAAAAUGUGUCUGUAAAGUAAUAGUUGUCAUCGUGCCGAGUUCCGAGGAAGUUUUUACAUUUUUAAAAUAAAGUGGACUUUGCUUUGAGAAUCUCUUCAGGGACGUAGGUAGAGUGUUUUACCCCAGGCUCCAGAGUGGAUUUGAGAUAAGUGGCCAAGUGCUGCUCUGUACAAUUGAAUGAUACAGCAUAUGUUUUUAUAAUGAAAAUAUUCGGUGUAGAUAAGGAAAGGGUGAUAAUUCUAUGAAAUGUAAGUCAGGAUUCCUUCUCCCUUUCCCUCAUUGAAUUUGUGUGGUUGCUUCUCUCAGAACUUGAUGGAUCGUUGUGUACCUCCUUUCCGACAGUAGGCGAGGUUGCUUGUUGGAACAUCCGACAAUAUGCAUAUCCCGUAGGAUUACUUUAUAAUAUUAAGUCUGAGAUUAAAAUAGUGCCACUUGGAAAUUUUUUCUUUAUUAUACCUAUUUUUUAACUCGUGGAAGAAAACCAUGUGUAGGUUUUAGGCUCCAUUCCAAGUGAAAAUAUUCUUCCAUUAUGUUGAAAGUUUUACAAACAUAAAGUCGAUUUUUCUUCUUCAGUUAAGGAUUUUCAUAUAUUUCCUUUACUUAAGAUUUCUUUAUGCUCGGUUUAAAUUUGUUCCAAGCAACUUUGAGGAUUACUGUAUUGUAAUUAUUUUUGUAAUUUGAGUAAUUUAGCACAACUUGGCAUUUAAAGAUCCGACGCUUAGCUUUUUACUUUGGUAUGGAAGUAAUGAUUUCAUGUAUUUCAUUAAAAUUUAGAAAUUUAAGAUUUAGAAAAUAAAAGGUCACGUUUACAUUAACAUUACCAUAAUUGUCAUCCUGAGAGAAUACAACUUGGCAUGAAAAUAAAAUUUUUCUUCCAUUCACAAAGCACAAAAACAGCUUGAUUCUGUCAAAAAAAAAAAAAACACCGUUACUCGCAACAGUUACAAAGAAAAAUGCAUUUCAUGAUUUAUAAUAAAUUUAUUAUUUUAACUCCCACAUACUAGAUGCUUUUAUGUGCCAUCAAAAAAGCUAACUUUAUAUUUUAUUUUAUUUUGCUGUUUUAGUUGAUAGGCUUACCCAAAAAUAUUCUUUUGGGGACUGAUCUAGAACCUGCAUAUUCUAUGUGAAUCUCUUUAACUGAUUACAUUUGAGCUAGAUUGUGGAGCCAAAUUGCUAUUGCCCUAUCUUCAUCAGCAUUGAACCAAGUGUUGCAGAGAUAGAAACAUGGGGGAGAAACAAUCUGGAUAACAUGAAAGUGAUGCUGGUGGCCACGGGAAUGCGACUUGACUCUGGGAAGGGCUGUAGCUGAUCCAUCCGUUGUCUAGAUUUGAGUAUGAGCACAGUUGAAGAGGAUUCUGACACAGUAACAGUAGAAACUGUGAACUCUGUGACUUUGACUCAGGACACAGAAGGGAACCUCAUUCUUCAUUGCCCUCAAAAUGAAGCUGAUGAAAUAGACUCAGAAGAUAGUACUGAGCCUCCACAUAAAAGGCUUUGUUUGUCCUAUGAGGAUGAUCGGAGUAUUGAUGAUUCUACUCCUUGCAUAUCAGUUGUUGCACUUCCACUUUCAGAAAAUGAUCAGAGCUUUGAGGUGACCAUGACUGCGACCACAGAAGUGGCAGAUGAUGAGAUUACUGAGGGAACUGUGACACAGAUCCAGAUUUUACAAAAUGAGCAACUAGAUGAAGUAUCUCCCUUGGGUAAUGAAGAAGUUUCUGCAGUUAGCCAAGCAUGGUUUACAACUAAAGAAGAUAAGGAUUCUCUGACUAAUAAAGGACAUAAAUGGAAGCAGGGGAUGUGGUCCAAGGAAGAAAUUGAUAUUUUGAUGAACAAUAUUGAACGUUACCUGAAGGCACGCGGAAUAAAAGAUGCUACAGAAAUCAUCUUUGAGAUGUCAAAAGACGAAAGAAAAGAUUUCUACAGGACUAUAGCAUGGGGUUUGAACCGGCCUUUGUUUGCAGUUUAUAGAAGAGUGCUUCGCAUGUAUGAUGACAGAAACCAUGUGGGAAAAUAUACACCUGAAGAAAUUGAGAAGCUCAAGGAGCUCCGGAUAAAGCAUGGCAAUGACUGGGCAACAAUAGGGGCGGCGCUAGGAAGAAGUGCAUCUUCCGUCAAAGAUCGGUGCCGACUGAUGAAGGAUACUUGCAACACAGGGAAGUGGACAGAAGAAGAAGAAAAGAGACUUGCAGAGGUGGUUCAUGAGUUGACAAGCACUGAGCCAGGUGACAUAGUCACACAGGGUGUGUCUUGGGCAGCUGUGGCUGAACGAGUGGGUACCCGCUCAGAAAAGCAAUGUCGUUCUAAAUGGCUCAACUACCUGAACUGGAAACAGAGUGGGGGUACUGAGUGGACCAAGGAAGAUGAAAUCAAUCUCAUUCUCAGGAUAGCGGAGUUUGAUGUAGCUGAUGAAAAUGACAUAAACUGGGAUCUGUUAGCUGAGGGAUGGAGCAGUGUCCGUUCACCACAAUGGCUUCGAAGUAAAUGGUGGACCAUCAAAAGGCAAAUUGCAAACCAUAAGGAUGUUUCGUUCCCUGUCUUAAUAAAAGGUCUUAAACAGUUACAUGAGAACCAAAAAAACAACCCAACGCUUUUGGAGAAUAAAUCAGGAUCUGGAGUUCCAAACAGUAAUUCCAGUUCCAGUGUACAGCAUGUUCAGAUCAGAGUUGCCCGCUUGGAAGAUAAUUCAGCGAUCUCUCCUAGCCCCAUGACAGCGUUGCAGAUUCCAGUCCAGAUCACCCAUGUCUCUUCAACAGACUCACCUGCUGCUACUGUUGAUUCGGAAACAAUAACACUAAACAGCGGAACACUACAGACAUUUGAGAUUCUUCCAUCUUUCCAUUUACAGCCCACUGGCACUCCAGGCACCUACCUACUUCAAACAAGCUCAAGCCAAGGACUUCCCCUAACUCUGACCGCCAGUCCCACAGUAACCCUGACCACUGCUGCUCCUGCUUCUCCUGAACAGAUUAUUGUUCAUGCUUUAUCUCCAGAACAUUUGUUGAACACAAGCGAUAAUGUCACUGUGCAGUGUCACACACCAAGAGUCAUCAUUCAGACUGUUGCCACAGAGGACAUCACUUCUUCCAUAUCCCGGGCAGAACUGACAGUAGAUAGUGAUAUUCAGUCAUCUGAUUUUCCUGAGCCUCCAGAUGCCCUGGAAGCAGACACUUUCCCAGAUGAAAUUCAUCAGCCUAAGAUGACUGUAGAGCCAUCAUUUAAUGAUGCUCAUGUAUCCAAAUUCAGUGACCAAAAUAGCACAGAACUGAUGAGUAGUGUUAUGGUCAGAACGGAAGAAGAAAUCUCUGACACCGACCUUAAACAAGAGGAGGAAUCACCUUCUGAUUUAGCCAGUGCUUAUGUUACUGAGGGUUUAGAGUCUCCUACCAUUGAAGAACAAGUUGAUCAAACAAUUGAUGAUGAAACUAUACUUAUCGUUCCUUCACCACAUGGCUUUAUCCAGGCAUCUGAUGUUAUAGAUACUGAAUCUGUCUUGCCUUUGACAACACUAACAGAUCCCAUACUCCAUCAUCAAGAAGAAUCAAAUAUCAUUGGAUCAUCUUUGGGCAGUCCUAUUUCAGAAGACUCAAAGGACGUUGAGGAUUUGGUAAACUGUCAUUAGGUAAUUCUUAGAAACGGGCAGCUCAAGAAGCCACACUGUUAAUUACAUCUUCAGUAGGAGCAACCCCCAAGGGGCUUAAUUACCAUUUAAAAUAGCUGCU
This is a messenger RNA of Galeopterus variegatus (Sunda flying lemur), 3896 nucleotides long. It is a transcript of the gene DMTF1, whose product is annotated as cyclin D binding myb-like transcription factor 1. The record is from RefSeq and is a predicted model, not a curated record. The coding region runs from base 1511 to 3796 and encodes 761 amino acids. Gene Ontology annotation, molecular function: DNA-binding transcription factor activity, RNA polymerase II-specific; RNA polymerase II cis-regulatory region sequence-specific DNA binding. The transcript has 19 exons. Lineage: Eukaryota; Metazoa; Chordata; Mammalia; Dermoptera; Cynocephalidae. Gene Ontology annotation, cellular component: nucleus. Gene Ontology annotation, biological process: regulation of transcription by RNA polymerase II.